GGAGUCCUCAAGUAAAGUUUCUUUGCAGGGGAGGCAAGCAAUGCUUCGGUGAUCCCUCCUGGAAAUUUUGAUCGAGAAAGUCAACCUUGCAUGCAACCUACACAUUCCGAGCAACAGCCAGUUGGUACAAUGGGUCAGCGGUACCCGAACAAAGGUGAGGUGCAAAAGCAAGUUCAAAGGAGAAGCAAGAGGCAAGAACCGAGUGGAAGGGAAAACCUGAGCAGAGCACUCGUUCCUGCACCAGUGAGAAAAAGCACGAGAAGAAAGUCAAGGCAUUUGCAGGGGUGGCUUGGUGAAAGGUUUCUGUAUAGCAAUAGGCUACCCGGCGCAAUAGGCAUUAAAUCAUAUUCUCGCGGUGAAGAUGGCAAGGUUGCACUGAGAGUGGAAUCCUUCCUGCCCAAAAAAUAUUCAGAUCUUGUAGCGCAAGUCGGGAUGUACUGAGGUUCUUGGAUAUGUUUCAGUCAUGACGCUUAUAUCUAUCCUUUUGUGGGAUUUGCGAGCUUUAUCUUAGCCACGCAACAACUUUUGAGAUUGAUGUUGCCAUCUAUAUUUGAACUUGUAUCCUGUAUUUUCACAACUUAUCAGGCACGGUUGUGCAUGUGGGAUGAGGCAGAUAUCUCUCUCCAUUGAUUGUUUCAA
Messenger RNA from Triticum dicoccoides, 639 nucleotides. RefSeq names its product centromere protein C-like. The transcript has 4 exons. NCBI's taxonomy places the organism in Eukaryota, Viridiplantae, Streptophyta, Magnoliopsida, Poales, Poaceae. Bases 91 to 441 code for a protein of 116 amino acids. The record is from RefSeq and is a predicted model, not a curated record.